This is a messenger RNA of Oryza sativa Japonica Group (Japanese rice), 949 nucleotides long. The record is from RefSeq and is a predicted model, not a curated record. Lineage: Eukaryota; Viridiplantae; Streptophyta; Magnoliopsida; Poales; Poaceae.
UCCUCCUCGAAAUUAAUUCCUCGCCGCGCGGUGGAAUUCGAAAUUCGCCCAAAACCCCCGCGUCGCCCGCGAAAAUUUCCCUCCAAAACCUCCGCGCGCUCCUCCCAAACCGACAUAAAUUCUACAGCGAGGAAGGGGGAGAGAGAGGGAGAGAGAGCGGACGCGAGGCAGCCGAACCACCAACGCGAGCGAGAGAGGGAGAGGGAGAGGAGGAGGAGGAGCAAUGGCGGGGAAGGGAGGGAAGGGGCUGCUCGCGGCGAAGACGACGGCGGCGAAGGCCGCCGCCGACAAGGACAAGGACCGCAAGAAGGCGCCCGUCUCCCGCUCCUCCCGCGCCGGGAUCCAGUUCCCGGUGGGGCGUAUCCACAGGCAGCUGAAGGGGAGGGUGUCGGCGAACGGCCGCGUGGGGGCGACGGCGGCGGUGUACACGGCGGCGAUCCUCGAGUACCUGACGGCGGAGGUCCUGGAGCUCGCCGGCAACGCCAGCAAGGACCUCAAGGUGAAGCGCAUCACCCCGCGCCACCUGCAGCUCGCCAUCCGCGGGGACGAGGAGCUCGACACCCUCAUCAAGGGCACCAUAGCCGGCGGCGGCGUCAUCCCGCACAUCCACAAGUCCCUCAUCAACAAGACCGCCAAGGAGUAGGAGAGGCAGCGGCGGCUAUGUGUUCUUGGAAGUUUUCUAUGACCUCUCUGCUAGGGGAUUAGUGAGAAAAAAAUCCCAGUUAUCUUUUCACUAGUAGUCUUAAUCAUUUAGGACUUGUUGUUAUGGUGAUUACCUGAAUUAGGUGUUCCUGAAUCUGUGUAAUGGCUGGCUAAACCUUUGGUAAUUUGGUGGUAGGGCUGAAGACUUGACUUGCAGCAGCUUGGUGUAGUUGUGAUGUGAAACUGCUUAUAUUUUUCUCUCUGUUGGGUGACUAGCUAAUGCUUGGUUGUUACUUGUUGAUGACAA